This is a messenger RNA of Emiliania huxleyi CCMP1516, 906 nucleotides long. RefSeq lists its product as hypothetical. The transcript is spliced from 4 exons. NCBI's taxonomy places the organism in Eukaryota, Haptophyta, Isochrysidales, Noelaerhabdaceae. Gene Ontology annotation, molecular function: palmitoyltransferase activity. The record is from RefSeq and is a predicted model, not a curated record. The coding region runs from base 1 to 906 and encodes 301 amino acids.
AUGAAGCGCGUCGUCAACUGUCGCUGCAUCCAGCGUGUUGUACUAAGUGCCAUCGGCUGGAUCGACUGGGCCUUCUCGCUGCUGCUCCGAGUCGUUGGGCCAGUUCUGGUGGUUCUUGCCAACAGCCUCAUCGCGCUCGUGUCGGUGCAGUGGAUAUUCGGCCUGGCGCCCGUGUACGUCACCGCGCCUUACGGCGUCGUUGCCAGCGGGCUCGUGCACGCGUUUGGCAUCUACCUCCUCCUCAACAUCCUCUUCAACUAUUGGGGCUGCCUGCUCACCCGGCCGGGCUUCCCCGGCGACCACCUCGCGGCGGUCGAGGCGGCGGCGGAGCGGGCGACGCGCGACUCGACGGUGCCGCGCGUGCGCUUCUGCAAGCGGUGCCGCGUGCCCAAGCCGGCGCGCACGCACCACUGCUCGGUGUGCAACCGGUGCGUGCUGAAGAUGGACCACCACUGCCCGUGGGUCAACAACUGCGUCGGCUUCUUCAACUACCGGUACUUUCUGCUCUUCCUGCUGCACCUGGCCGCCGGCUGCGUCUUCGUCAUGUGCACCUGCCUCCUCGGCCACCUGCAGGGCCACGACCUGCUCUCCGCCCGCAACUCCUCCGUCCUCUUCGUCGCGGUGCUGUGUGCGCUCGGCAUCUUCCUCUUCUGGCACGUCUACCUCGUGCUCACCAACCAGACGACGAUCGAGUUCUACUCGAACCGGAUGGACGCGAUGGAGGCGCGCCGCGAGGGCCGCACCUUCCGCAACCAGUACUCGCUCGGCUACCGCGCCAACGCGGAGCAAGUCUUUGGGCCUCGCACCCGCUCCUACCUCGGGUGGACGCUGGUCAGCCGCACGCGGCCGCCGGGCGAUGGCGUCGACUGGCCGACGCACCCGCGCGAGGCCCUCCACCACGUGUAG